AUGCUGAUUGAAGAAGAUAUACCUUUUGAACUAGUAAGUAUUGCACCUUCCCUCUAUUCUCAUAGUUCUAUCAUUGCAAAUAUUUAAAACAAAAUGAUUCAAUCUAGUAGUAAAAUUUAAAAUGAUCCUGUGAUAUUAAAAGCAUCCUAAACUAACGACAUUUUUAUUGAAGAUUAUUCAGAUAUUUAUUAACUUGAUCCUAACAAUCCUAAAUACAAAAGUAAACCACAUGAAGUUCAUUUCUAAGUAAAUUCUUUUAUUAAAUAUACUUUACUUGGUUUUAUGGUUCAAACUCUUGGACCCCUCAAUAUCUUAAUAUUUAUUUGGAAUCACAAAUAAAUGCUAUAUAAUUGGUAACUCUUAGGUUUCACAUGGAAAGUCUUCUUUAACUAUCUUAGAUAUGCUCUUGAUCUAUAUUUAAUUCUAAUGUUCUUACUUUAACCUAUAGACACUUUAACAUUUUAAUGUAUUUAUUUAUAUCUUAUCCUAGUGUUAUUAUAUUUUGGCAUCCAUAUAUUUGCAGAAAUUAUUUUGUAAAAUAUUAUUUUAGCUUUCUAUCAUCCUUAGAAAUUAGAGUUAUUAGAGAAAUUUCCACUUAAAGAGAUCUUUAAUAAAUUUGAAACUCAAAUCAAUCCUCUUUUAUGGGCCAAAUAAACUCCUGAACUUAUUUAAUUUGAAUUAGAAUAAUCUAUAAAAAGAAUGCAUAUUGAACCUGCAUUAUUUGUUUUUUAUUUCAUAGUUUAACCAAAUGAAAAAAGAAAAGAUAAAAUUUAACAUCAAUUUAAUAACUUAAAUAAAGAAUCUAAAUAUGCUGGAAAUGGAUUAAAAAUGGCUAUUGAAAUAAUAUAAUAUUAUAAUAAUCAAUCACCAAUGUAUAUAUACAUUCUCAUAGCCCUAAUAGCCAGUAGUUUUAGAAUAAUUUUGACUAUAUAUUACUCAUAAUUUUGGAAUGGGUCUUGGAUUUAAAUUUUUAUGUUUAUAACUAUUACAUCAUUAAACACUUUAGGAUAUUGUUUUGUAGUUUUAAUCAUGUUGAUAACUUUAAGAGAUUUAUAGAGGAAAGUAUUUUGCCUUAAUUAAUUGUCUCAUUUGAUUUCAGCAUAACAAGUUGAAGAGUUUGAUGAAACCAAGAUAUUUCCUACUUUAAACUUUUUAUGUGUUUAAUCUCUAUUUUCAUGGUAAAAUUUGAGGAAAGUCUUAGUUGAUUAUGGUUUACAAUAUUAUUAAAGAGAGAAUGCAAUUAUUUCAUUUUGCCUUGAAAUUAUACUUGUAUUAAUUAUAUUUGCAAUACUCAAUAUGUUUGAUGUUAUCAGUUGUUAUAAGUUAAAUGAUUCAAGUAAAAUCUCUCUUUUUGUUUUAAUUGGUUUUGAUGUAUUGACUAUUCUCUUCUUAACAAUUUUAAUUGUUUUUUAAGGAGCAAGAAUCAAUAAACAUUCAGAAGUUCAUUAAACGAUGUUAAAAAAAAAUAUGUUUACAUACUAAUAAUUAUCUACUUAAUCAUUUAUUAAAAAAGAAUAUCAUGUAUAACCUUAAGAUUUCAUGUUUAAAACUCUAAAAAUUACUAUUGAUAAAAUUGAAUCAUUAAAUGAAAACAAAAAUUGGUUUUUCUUAUAUUCUUAAUAUGUUCUAAAUGCUAUUGAAUAAGCUUAUUAGGAUUUAUGUUAUGAUGAAAAGAAUAAACCUUUCACAGUGCUUGGAAUUGCUAUGACACAAAGUUUAGCAAUUUAAUUAAUUGCUAGUUUUCUUGGAAUCUUUGCUACUAUAAUUACAAAUGUUUACUUUGAUACAAAUAAUUGA
Molecule: messenger RNA, 1797 nt
Organism: Paramecium sonneborni
Lineage: Eukaryota; Ciliophora; Oligohymenophorea; Peniculida; Parameciidae
Source: the annotation of a GenBank genome assembly